Molecule: messenger RNA, 7824 nt
Organism: Pungitius pungitius (ninespine stickleback)
Lineage: Eukaryota; Metazoa; Chordata; Actinopteri; Perciformes; Gasterosteidae
Gene: ppp1r37
Product: protein phosphatase 1, regulatory subunit 37
Exons: 13
Coding region: 993-4685 (1230 amino acids)
Biological process (GO): regulation of Arp2/3 complex-mediated actin nucleation; cell migration
Cellular component (GO): plasma membrane; lamellipodium
Molecular function (GO): protein binding
Source: RefSeq, a predicted model, not a curated record
GCUGACGUAAGACGUGUGAACAACAAACAGUUGGUGGACUUCAACAAGCUAGCGAAUGGUAACCGCUAGACAAAACAGGUUCAACGUACUUCUCCCGGAUAGAGAAACACCUACUAAACCUGUGCGGUCGGAAAAUCUUUACGAUCUCGCAACAAAAAGAAGCAUUUGUACCGACAGGUGUAGCUCCGCCACGGUUCCCCAACGCAAACGUUAGCCAUUGAAACAUGCUCAUUGCGAGGAGUGUGACGCCUGUUUUUUUUCUGGCCGCCGCAGGUCGACGGUUGUGAUGCAAGCCGAGCAACACGACAGAGGGUGAGACUACAGCCGGAAAAUAAUUCUAUUUACAGGGAAGAAUGGACUUGGUCGGGGGGAAACAGACGGGCUCACGCAGAGAAGCUGGCACGCGACCAUACACGGGCCCGAACGUCAUUGUUGGGAAACAACUUUAGCAAGCUAGCUAACAUUAGCUCGCUCAAAAUUCAUGCAAAUUAAUUGGUUUGGUGUCAGGGCAGCAAGUUCACUCCGAUGGCGUUAUGGAGGCACCCUGAGUGACUUGUUCAUUCCACUCUGACUGUUUUCUUUAAUCUUGCUGGCGAUGUGUUGACGACAGUUAGCUUCUCUUCGGUUCCCUCUUGGAGCAAGGACACGGUUGGCAGAAAUUGUUACGCGUUGUUUGCCUUCCUGGGUCAUGGUAGUGUAGCAAAGUUGCCAGGUUUGGUAUACAGAUAAUUACUGGAACAGUAUCCAUUUCACACAGACUUUAGUGUGAAAUUGCAAUUUAAUUAGCAGUUGUUGUUUUUUAACAAUGCCCCAAAUCAUUUAAAUCCCCCCUAGAACAACAAGCAAGUUAAAAUAUAGAUAUAAUUCUCAGAUUGGACUUGAAUAAAAUUUCUUUCACGUUCGUAUUGACAGGCUUAUCCAUUUCUGUUGUUUCCUAAUAUCUAGGCGGUCUGGCACAGUUACGAUCUGUGAGUUUCACUGGAAAUGAAAACAUGAAUUUUGAAGAGCAGUGUCUAGAUUUGUGCAAUGUCAAGACAAAAAGUAAUGUGGCUGAUGAUCACAACACAACCAACAACACAGAAGGGGUCACCCCCCGCAUCUCUGAACUGAUGACGGACAGUAACACAGAAAAACAAAACAUUGUUCCCACAGAGGCCUCCGAGACGCACUUCAUGCCUCAGCUCACUGACAACCUUCAAGCAGCUGAGGAGGACAACCACCAGGCACAAGACCCACUGGAAAUUGACGAGGUCAAUGGAAAUAGAAAGAGCACUGCUCUAGACACUGCUGCAGUAGUGAAUCCCACUGACUUUACUUUUUCUAAUGAUGAACAGCGCAAGGCUGAUAUUGGGGGGUUGCAAAUGAAGGAAGAUAAAGACACUGAUCCUGCAACAUUGGUUGUGGAAGAAGGGGAUGAUGGUGGUGACAUGGACAUUGGUGUGGAUCUCAGUCUCGAUGAGAGCGGAGUGUUGGAGGCCGAAUCGACAAAUGACAGAUUAUUAACGGACAAUGCUGCUGAUUCGGAGUCCACGGCUCAGGAUGUCCCUGCUGGCGGCACGGUAGAGAGCCCGUCAGAUGCCAUCCAGACGAGCGGCUCGGAAGCCUCUGCCACAGACCAAGCUGGACUGUACCCAUCUGUGGAGGAGGGGAACGAUAAACACAAACCAAGUGGCAAACGGGUGACGUUUCCCUCAGAUGAGGAUAUUAUCUCUGGAGCAGUGGAGCCCAAAGACCCCUGGAGACAUGCCCAGAAUGUGACGAUGGAGGAGAUCCUCUCUUCCUACAAACAAGCGUGUCAGAAACUCAACUGUAAACUCAUACCCAAAGUGCUCAAACAGAUACAGGAACUGAAAGACCUGACUCAGCGAAAUGAAUGCUUAGAUCUGAAAGGUGAGAAGCUGGACUACAAAGCAUGUGAGUCUCUGGAAGAGAUUUUGAAGAGGGUCCAGUUUAAAGUGAUAGACCUGGAGCAAACCAACCUGGAUGAAGAUGGUGCAUCAGCUCUGUUUGACAUGAUUGAGUACUAUGAGUCAGCCACGCAUCUCAACAUCUCCUUCAACAAGCACAUUGGCACACGGGGAUGGCAAGCAGCAGCUCACAUGAUGAGAAAGACGAGCUCUCUGCAGUAUCUGGAUGCACGUAACACUCCUCUGCUGGACCACUCGGCUCCCUUUGUAGCUCGAGCUCUCAGGAUCAGCGGCAGCCUGGCGGUCCUCCACCUAGAGAACGCCAGUCUGUCCGGCAGACCGCUCAUGUUACUUGCUACGGCUCUGAAGAUGAACAUGAACCUGCGGGAGUUGUACCUGGCGGACAACAAGCUCAAUGGCCUGCAGGACUCGGCCCAACUUGGCAACUUGCUGAAGUUCAACUACAACAUUCAGAUCCUGGACCUGCGCAACAACCACAUCCUGGACUCUGGUCUGGCCUACGUGUGCGAAGGACUAAAAGAGCAGAGGAAAGGCCUCGUCACGUUGGUCCUGUGGAACAACCAGCUCACUCACAACGGCAUGGGCUACCUUGCUGCUGCACUGCCAUGCACCCAGAGCCUGGAGACUCUGAACCUCGGCCAUAACUCUGUGGGGAAUGAAGGGGUCCACAAGCUGAAGGACGGACUGAUUACCAACCGCUCCGUGCUCCGACUGGGCCUCGCUUCCACCAAACUGUCCUGCGAAGGAGCUGUGGCUGUGGCCGAAUUUAUUGCUGAGAGCCCCAGGCUGCUACGCCUAGACCUUCGAGAGAAUGAGAUCAAGACGGGUGGGCUGAUGGCCCUGUCACUCGCCCUAAAAGUCAACACCUCUCUGCUGCGCCUCGACCUGGACCGGGAGCCCAAGAAGGAAACUGUGAAGAGUUUCAUUGAGACCCAGCGUGCCUUGCUGGCUGAGAUCCAGAAUGGCUGCAAGAGAAACUUCAUACUGGCCAAAGAAAAGGAGGAAACAGAGCAGCAGAUGAGGCAGUCGGCAUCCAUGGCCGAAAUAGCCACAGAGGAUGGCACCAGAGAAGAAGAAGAAGAGGAGGAGGGGGAACCAAUAUCAAAAGAGGGCGGGGACAAAGAGGUGACGGAGCGAGAACAAAAAGGUGGAACAACAGGGAAUGAAGAAGAGUCCAGCAGCCAGUCACGAGAGAGCACUGAGACGAGCCUUCCUCAAAUGAUCCUGGACUCCGACUCAGACACUGAGGAUGAGGAUGAGGAGGUGGUAACUAAGUCAGCUUCCUCGUCGAACCCCUCAACCCGGUUCAACCAGACUAAUCCUCAAACCAACAAAGGGGUGGCCCCGCCCCUCCUCAGUGCCUCGUGUAUGCCCUCACCCCUCUCGGCCUCUCCCACGGGUGGACCGUGUGCCAUUUCCUGCAUCACUGUCUCAGAAUCUGCCGUUGCUCCGGGCACGCCGCCAUCUCCUGGUCGAUGUAUAUCUGUUUCUAGUCCUGGGAGGGGUCACAAGAUCUUCAUGGUAACCCGGGUCGAGAGCCCACCUGAGCAGCAGCAGCAGCAGCAACAGAUCCAGGCAGGUGUACAUGCUGCUCCCAGCCGUGGUGAAGAGGCCUCAAAGAAGCCUGUAGACGGGAACACGCCCCCGACCCAGCAGACACCGCCCUCGUCCAAAGCAGCUACACAAACACAACUGACUCUAGGAGACGUGAAAGCGAGCUCACCUGCUCCGCUAAUAGACUGUAAACUCCCAGAGCAGAGUCCUGUAGCCCACGUAGAGUCUGCACUAAAUAUGACGCGAGGGCCACAGUCAGCCAGUCAACCCACAGAGGAUGUGAUCGCUAGCACUUUAGAUCCAGAAGGGACCGAUACAAGUCAACAAGCACCAGCCAUGCCUUCAAAGUCCUCGUCGGUGCAGGCUGCAGCAUUUCAGCUCACUGAGGAGGUAAUAGAGAGCAUUAAACGCCCUGAGCUUCAGCCCACCCGGGUAGAAAUAAAGCAGAGAGAAGAGGAGGAGGAAGAAGAUGACAGACAGGUGAGCACAGAAGGAGGGUGUAAACUAUUGGAUGAACCGAGUCCAACCCAGACUAGUAUCCCUGUGGUACAAACCCAGCAGCAGGUUUUUCCAUCUGCUCUGGAAAACCUACAGGAUGAGCCAACUUUUGCAUCGGAGGCUCGUUCACAGAACCAAAUGGAGGAAGAGAAAGAGGAGCCACUUCUACAGAGAGACCACGAAGGACCGGUCGACUUGUCGGUAGAUGAAAUAUCCGGUUUACCAGAGAAAGGGUCCACCCAGUCAGGCCAAGAGGAGCAGCAAGCCGAGGCAGACGAGACUGUCCUCUCUGCCCAGGCUGAUGAACAGGAGCCGUCUGUCCCUCAAGGUGCAGCCCAGGAGUUAAAUCCUCAUGCAGAGGAAGCCUCAAAGAGUCCAGAACCCGCCACGACAGAGUCCGUGUCCCCAGGCAAAGACGAGGCUUCACCUGAUGAGAGCUCUGCAGACGAGGACGAGUGCUUUGCCGAUGCUCAGGAGGAGGAGGAGGAGGAGGAGGAGGAGGACAACGACGACGACGAAGAGGAGGAGAUAGUUGGUUCAGCUCUACCCAACGGCCUGAAGCCCGAGUUCUCCCUUCAUCUUCUGGACCCUGAGAGCCCAAAGCCCGGCAGCUGUGUGAUGGAGCACGUGAGUGUCCGCUGUGGACAUGACCUGGAGGAGCUGCUCCUAGAAGCCAGUUUGGAGGCGGGUAGAGAGAUGCCAUGAGGGUGUGAGGGACGGUGAGGACAAGAGAAAACAGCACAGUCUGUCUGGCUCUACUACGUGACUGGUUGCCCUACAAUGUUUAUGUUUUUUCUUCGACUUUACCAGCAACACAACCUUUCCUCAAAGGACAGAAGACCUGGUGUGACGGUUUAAGCUCUCUGAAAAUUUAAGCAAAUUAUGGAAAGACGAUAGGACAGAAUCAACUCCUAGAGCGUUGCUGUGACAAAUAAGGAGCCCUCCACACCCACAUUACAUUGACCACUGAAACACAUGCAUACAUUAAUGCACAUUAUGAGGAAGAGAAAUGAAAUCCCCAUGUUAUCACUACAUUUUGUUAAUCGGACAUCAUUACACAGGAGCAGCCGCGAGUGAGAAAAAAGAGAGCGCAGGAUGAAACACUAACCAAAGACAGAACACAGACCUUUUCCUCUUGCUCUCGUGUAGAUUUCCACUGUAGUUGGGGAAAUAUCCUGCAAUAUACGUUUUUUUUUUUCUUUGUUUUUUCUUCUCUUUAUAAAGUACACACACAGACCUAACAGGGAUGACAAGAAACGCAGGCUUGAUGACAGUCACAAGACAACGUAACUGUGAUGGACCCUGCUGAGCAGGCCUGCUGGCUUUAAACAUUAGUUCUGGAGGUGGAAUUAGGCCAAUGUCAAAGGCUUUUAUAUCUGAGGAAGCUGAAGAUGAUCACAUGUCUGUUAAAAUGUCAAUGUGUGUUGUGUCUGUCCCCACUCCCGACCAUUUCUCGCCCCAGGGGCGGUAAAACAGAAGCUCUUAUGGGACCUCUGCCAAAGUGACCUCCCACUUUGUGUGUUUCCUCAUCCUCUGCUCACUUUGGCCCCUCAGGAAAUCAGUGUCUCCCGCCACUCGAUCUCCUCAGAUCAGAUGUGGUAGAGCCGUCUCUACACCUGCCUUUUUAAACGCUUUUGGAAAGUGGCAAUCGGUUAUUUGGCUCCGAGCUGAAAAAUUACAGAAGUUCUGCAUAUGUCGGAAAGCAAGAUGUCCGCUGAGUUCAUUUACAUAUUUCUUUCUUCUCAAUUCUCUGAAACGUUCAAGCACUAUUAAUGCUUUGUUCGACCAGUCAUUCUUGUGUUUAACUCUUCCAAGAAAAGCAGCUUAGUGUUUGCCGUCAUCUCUCCACUCCCUCUUCCUGUCUUCUACUAGUACUUUAUAGCAUCACUGCUGCAGCUCAUCAUUCAUGUUGCCUUCAAAACUCACCACUUUGGAUUCGGUCAUUUUUCUGUUGGGCUGCUUUAAGAAAUUAGUUAUUUUCUAUUUAUUUCAUAGCCUCAUGAGCUUCUAGUUUUCCCAUUUUCUUCUUCACCUACAUCCUCAUUUUACUUUUCUUUUCCAUUUUGGGGGUUGCUUUUUAAAGAUUAACCCCACUUUGAUGUAUAUUUCAAAUUCAAACUAGAGCAAAUAUUAUUUUUUUUUGGGGUGGGGCAGUGUAAUCUUUGUUGGAAGGAAAGGUGACUAUGACUGGAAGGUUGACUAUGCUAGCAGUUGGGGUGCAGUAACAAAAGCAAACAGCAGUAGAAAUUUGAGUUGAUUAGAACCCUGCUGUGUGGCGCUUUGGCCAUGAGGGGGCGCUGGGGGGGGCCGCCAUGUUUUCCCACAACGACACAGAAGUCAAGGACGCCACACGGCAGGAGACGAUGUCGGCACUCACAUCCAACUCCUGUCUUGAAUGUUCCAAAGCAAGAACUUAAACAAGCAAAUUUACAUGACUUGUCAACUUCAUGUAUGUUUGUAGAAAGAUGCUUUGAAUCAUUCCCUGAAACAGGUGGAUCGGUGGUUUGUUUUUCUUAUGAGGAGCACCGUUCAACCUCCCUGCUCCGCUCCACCCGACAGAUCCUCCCACUGUUUGUUAUGCUUUGAAUUUUAGAAAAUUUUAAAUGAUAAUUUGUUAACUUAAUUGAAAACUGCUGGUAAUCACAAGGAUAUGUAUGGGCGAAAUUUGUUCCUCUCAAAUAAAUGCAUGUAAUGACUAAAUGAUAUGACUGGAUGUUUUAAUGUCUGUACUCUGCCAAUGGGAAAAUGUGAGCAUUGAUCAAGUUUGAUCAAGAUACAGCUGGUCCCCUCUGCUCGAUGUUUUGUGGAGUCAAUAUAUCACUUCACUCAAAACAGUUGUAGAUAUUUGAUGCACUGUUCAAACCCGGUUUUAUUUUUCACUUUCUAUUGGUUUCUAUCAGUGCCAAAAGUACAGAUCAUCGCAUCUUUUUUGAUUCAGUCCACAGACUGCUGCUGUCUGUAGUGUCAUUUUAGUAUAUUAUUAUUUUCAUUAUUAUUAGUGUCAAGUUGGAUGUUUAAGUUUUGCGGUCACAAUUGCGACUGUCAAAUACAUUUUCCCGGUUUCCUAUCCGGUCCCAUGUUUCAUUAUUCAUGUACCUGUUGAAUGUUAUAUCUGAUGAAAAAUCAUUCCUGUAAAACACAGAAAUAUUUUUGAUGACUCCAGUGAUGCGACAGACCGGCCCAUCGAAUAGAACCGCACAAGUUGUUCGCAUUUAAAACAACAAAACCUUAGUUCCAAAGCGAGGAACUAACACACACACACACACACACACACACGUCGCCACAGCAGUUUAAGACUUCCCGACUCACCACUGCGUUACCUUGUCAGUGGAGAAUCUUUUUUACAUUGUGAAUCCAGCAGCCACAUUUCAAGCCUCCCUUUGAUUCUGCUACUAAAUCAAAAUCUGCUUAUCCAGAAAACCCUCUAAUAUUUUGUGUCAUGCAAUAAUUUGGAGUCUACAUGUCUUUUAAGCCUUUUAAAAAAUUAUAUUCCGUCAAAAACAAUAAGCUCUCACUCCCUGAUGUCUCCUGGAGUGAGGGUGUGUAGUGAUGGCGGGACUUUGAGCUCUGCUCUGUGUGUGAAGAAUUCCACACGGCACUAAUCCACUCCCACCCAGCACUGCUUUGAUAAUGACAGAAAGUCAAGACUUCAUUGCUUACCCAGAAAAUAAAGGUCUCUUUAUAGCUUGAAUAUUGGAAGUGUGUACAGAGGAAAGGCUACUUUGAGCAUCUAUAAGAAUGUUGUGCAAUCAUACAGUCAUUGUCCAACUCUCUCAGAACACCUUUAGUGUCCGCUUCAUAUCACCAUGACUUGAGUCAAUAAAGGUCUGGCUUCUUGAACCUC